Molecule: messenger RNA, 5220 nt
Organism: Cryptotermes secundus
Lineage: Eukaryota; Metazoa; Arthropoda; Insecta; Blattodea; Kalotermitidae
Product: cytosolic 10-formyltetrahydrofolate dehydrogenase
Exons: 16
Coding region: 99-2867 (922 amino acids)
Biological process (GO): one-carbon metabolic process; 10-formyltetrahydrofolate catabolic process; biosynthetic process
Cellular component (GO): cytoplasm
Molecular function (GO): aldehyde dehydrogenase (NAD+) activity; formyltetrahydrofolate dehydrogenase activity
Source: RefSeq, a predicted model, not a curated record
GUACAUUGGUGAAGCCAGUAUGAGCAGGGACUUCUGAGGCUUCUGAGCUAUAUAACGGGAAAACAGCUGUGUGUUGAGGUCACGUCACAGGCUACAAGAUGUUAGGCUCAAAAGCGUGUUCUGUGGCAACGAGAAGUUUCUCUACUUCACAGAACAUACUUAAUAAACUGAGAGUUGCUGUAAUAGGUCAAAGCACAUUUGCAGCUGAAGUGUACAAAUUGUUGAGAAAGGAUGGACACAAAGUUGUUGGAGUUUUCACAGUUCCAGAUAAUGGAAAUCGAGAAGAUCCUUUAGCUUCAACAGCAGCAGCAGACAGUAUACCAGUAUUCAAAGUCAAGGCAUGGAGGAAACAAGGAACACCAUUGGCAGAAAUUAUCAGCAAAUAUAGAUCACUUAAUGCUGAAUUGAAUGUUCUGCCAUUCUGCUCUCAGUUCAUCCCUAUGGAUGUUAUCGAUUAUCCUAGGUUGAAAAGCAUCUGCUAUCAUCCUUCACUUCUUCCCAAGCACAGAGGAGUUAGUGCCAUAAAUUGGACACUUAUCUCAGGUGACAGUGAUGCAGGGUUUUCAGUUUUCUGGGCUGAUGAUGGUUUAGAUACGGGUCCAAUUCUUCUGCAGCAAUCAUGCAAAGUCAAACCCAAUGAUACAGUUGAUUCUCUAUACAAGCGCUUCCUUUAUCCAGAAGGGAUCAAAGCAAUGGCUAAAGCUGUGAAUAUGGUGGCAGUUGGAACUGCUCCAAAAGUUCCACAGUCGGAAGAGGGAGCAUCAUAUGAACCUUCUCUUAGUAAGGAAGAACUUCAAAUGAUCAAAUGGGAUCAGCCGUCAUCAGCUGUCCACAAUUUUAUUCGUGGAUUGGACAGUGCACCAGGAGCUUGGGCUCUACUGAAUAAUGAAAAGGUGAAGUUCUUCGGUUCACAGCUGUGGAACAAACCUAAACCAGACGGAGAUUUUGUGGAAAUACAAGGACUUGUCCAUAAAGGAAUUGUACAUCCAGAAGGCCUGCUAGUAACUUGCAAGGAUGGAUCACUGGUGAAUAUCCAGAGAAUUGUGGUAGGUGGUCGCAUGAUACCUGCUGCUAAAUAUGGCAAAAUGAACAGGAAUCGUGAAUCAUUACAGGUGACUGAAAAUGAGAAGAAGAUUUUUAAUGCACUAAAGUUAAUUUGGGAAGGAAUUCUAAACAUCAGAGUACAACAAAAUACAGACUUUUUUGCAACUGGUGCAGGUUCCAUGGAUGUUGUUCGAUUAGUCGAAGAAAUCAAAGAUAAUCUUAAAAUUACAAUUAUGAAUGAAGAUUUGUUCAUGGCUACAACAUUCAAAGAAUUUGGCGAAAUGGUGAUCCUGAAGUCAAGGGGUGAUAUUGCUAAAAAAGAAGUUAAACACGCCUACAUUAAAUUGUAUGUUAACAACAUGGACGUUUCAUUCCCUCAUCAACUGUUUAUCAACGGAGAAUUCGUUGAUUCUGAAUCUGGAGCAGUAUUAGAAAGCGUUAAUCCAAGUGAUGAAUCAGUUAUUUGUCAGGUACAACAAGCAUCAGCAGCUGAUGUUCACAAGGCUGUUCAGGCAGCCAAAAUGGCAUUUGAAAAUGGAGAAUGGAGUAAAAUGAAUGCCCGAGACAGGGGACUGAUAAUGUACAGAUUGGCAGAUUUGCUGGAAGAACAUAAGGAGGAAUUAGCAACAAUUGAAUCAAUUGAUUCUGGGGCAGUCUAUACUUUGGCACUAAAAACUCAUAUUGGAAUGUCAAUAGAGACAUGGAGAUAUUUUGCUGGAUGGUGUGAUAAAAUCCAUGGGUCCACCAUUCCUAUCAACCAUGCAAGACCAAAUAGGAACCUGACAUUCACAAAGAAGGAGCCAGUAGGCGUAUGUGGUCUAGUGAUUCCAUGGAAUUAUCCUUUGAUGAUGCUGUCUUGGAAAAUGGCACCUUGUCUAGCUGCUGGUAAUACUGUGGUUAUGAAGCCAGCACAAGUUUCACCACUAACAGCCCUGAAAUUUGCUGAACUCUCUGUAAAAGCUGGAUUCCCACCUGGUGUCAUCAAUAUCUUGCCAGGAUCAGGUUCAGAAACUGGCAGUGCCAUAGCAAGUCAUCCUGAUAUCCGAAAGCUUGGUUUUACUGGCAGCACUGGUGUGGGACAAGUGAUCAUGAGGAGUUGUGCAGACUCAAAUCUCAAGAAGGUUUCUCUGGAACUAGGUGGGAAGUCCCCACUCAUAAUAUUUGAUGAUUGUGAUCUAGAUAGAGCUGUUAGAAUGGGCAAGAACGGUGUGUUCUUCAACAAAGGAGAGAACUGCAUUGCAGCUGGCCGGCUCUUUGUAGAAUCUUCCAUCCAUGAUGAAUUUGUGAAAAGAGUAAUAGAAAGAACAAGGAAACUCGUUAUUGGAGACCCAUUGAAACGAAAUACACAACAUGGCCCACAGAAUCACAAAGAACACCUGGAAAAGUUAAUGGAAUUUUGUGCUAUUGGAGUAAAGGAAGGUGCAAAACUAGAAUGUGGAGGAAAACGUGUUGACAGAGCGGGUUACUUCUUCGAACCAACUGUGUUCACAAAUGUGGAAGAUGACAUGUAUAUUGCUCGUGAGGAGUCAUUUGGACCAAUUAUGGUGAUAUCAAAAUUUCCUAGUGGUGACAUGGAUGCAGUCAUCAGGCGAGCUAACAAUACAGAGUUUGGGCUGGCAUCAGGCGUCUUCACACAAGAUAUAAAUCGGGCUCUGCAUGUUGCAGAGAAAAUUGAUGCAGGGACAGUGUUUGUGAACACAUACAAUAAAACAGAUGUUGCUGCUCCAUUUGGAGGAUUCAAGCAAUCUGGUUUUGGAAAGGAUUUAGGAGAAGAAGCUUUGAAUGAAUACAUGAAGAUCAAAUGUGUUACACUUGAAUAUUAGAAUAUAUGCAUCUUGCUGCAACAGAAAAUAAACUGAUGCAUGGACUGGAACUGUGAAGUGCUAUUGUAGUGCGUGUACUAUCUAUACAAACCAAAUGAAUGAACUAAUUCCACGAAGCAGAAUCCUUCAGUGUUUUUUGACCCCUUAGAUACUUAAGAAAUUGCCUGCCUUUUAUGAAACCCAAAAUUCCAUUUCCAUGUAUUCAAAAUCUGACCACUGAUCUCUAUCCUAAGCCAUAUGAACACAUUCUAAACAUUCCCACACUAUACCUUUAAGAUUCAUUUUAACAGUAUCCCCCCAUCUGUGCCUAGAGCUUCCAAGGGGUGUGUUCAUUUCAGAUUUGUGUACAAAUUCUCCCAUGUAUGCAACAAGCCCUGCCCAGUUCAUGCUCCAUGGUUUAAUCAACCGCAUACUUUUGGUAAAAAGCUCACAUUAUGCUCAUCAUUAUGAAAUUUUCACAAUUUUUCUGUCAUGUCCUUAAGCCAAUCAACUGGCAUGAACUGAGUCUGAAAAACCACUGAUAGUAUCUAUGCUGACAUGUGGUAUCUGGGAAUGGUUGCCAAGCAGAACAUGAAGAGAAAAAAACCACAACUACUGGACACCCAUGUGUGGCCAAAAGAAUGCAAACUCUCCACCAAAUGAAGUAUUAGAUGUACAGUCAACCAUCUGAGCCAAUUGAAAAGACUACUCAGAGAGAACUGUCGCCUGAAAGGACACCUAUUCACACUGGGAUAACUAAAUGAUCUCACCUGUGAAAGGUGCUGUGACAAAUAUAAAAUAGCCUUGUGUAUUACAUAACUGUUAGUUUCUAGGUCAAUUAAAGCACAAUAGACCACUGUAGGUCGCAGUGCAAGGGCCGAGAAGGCCUAGCCCUCAUACAUUCAUUCAUUCUAGGUCAAUUAAGAUUCCAUUACGGGGCUGCACAAUAUGUGACUGAUAGUUCUGGUGCAAGGGUUUCUUAAGGUGCAUCCAUUUAUUCUAAUUCUCUCUCAUAAAUCCGAAUAUUCUCCUCAGUUGUCUGUUCCUAAACACCCUCAAUCUUUGGUUUACACUUGGAAGGGGAUGUUUCUUUUAAGCUGACAUAGCUGUUAUUACUGAGAUUAUAUGACAUUCACAACAGGAUGAUUAAUGUAUGUGGAGUGACAGUUGGCAGGGGAAACAGAAGUACUCAGAGAAAACCAACCACAGUGCCACUUUGUCCUUUACAAAUUCCACAUGAAGAGUACUGGGUUUGUACCUAUGCCGCCAGGGUACAAUGCAGGAGACUAACCACCUGAACUAUGGUAUAGUCCAAAUAUUUUACAGAUACAAUAUGACAAGUAAAAUCCUACUUGAAUUUAUUUUCCUGAAUGAUGCGAAAGUAUACUGCCUUACUUCUUUGGGGUUUCAGCAACCAUGACCAAAUGCCUUUCAUACUUGAGAAGACAGUUCCCUGAAGCAUGUCAGAAAAACAUUAUAAUUAUCACAAACAUUGAAAAUAUGAAGAACACCUAGAAAAAAUAUCCUUUACUCCCAUACUGAUAUUUUGUACAAUAGAUGUUCUUAGUUUUUUUCCAGUUGCCCAUCCUUAUUUGGGAUAAUGGUUAGUUUCAUUUAAAUUGAAGGGAAGGGUAUUUUGAAGGACAGCAAGAUUUGUGAAUAGUUUUAUGGGAAUGCCAAUUCUGACAGCAGGUUUUAAGCAGGAAAGGAAACCACAGUACAUCUGGAAAAGUUCUGAGUCAAUUCGUUGUGAUUUUGAGUUUAGUUUCACAUAUGAGAAUUGCUGUCAGGAAGCACCCCUCCAGAAAGCGAUCUUGGUAGUGGGAUUAGGAUGCUUGUAAUUGUUGUUCAUCCCUUCUCAAAGAUUUCUCAAAAGCAGAGAAAGAGCAUAACUUCAUUAUAAGCAGAAUGUUACAUAAAUUAUUUGUUCCCAUUCCUAAGCUAAGAAUAUAUUCAUCCUGUUGCUAUUCCUGAACAUUCUGUUACCUUUUCUAUGAUCUAAUACCCAACAGUCUCUUUUGACUUAACCGUGUUGUGUUUAUGAUGCAGAAUUAUUACUCUCUUGGCAACUAUGUGACAACAAGAAACAUAGGACACUCAGCUACAUGGAUUGGGCUGUUUGCCUCCAGAUUUGUGUGUUCGGUGCAGUGUCACCAAGAAUUAUAUGAUCAUUCUACUGUGCACUCACACAACAAGAGAAAUGAUAUACAAUUUCCAAUGUUCAGUGUCUUUGAAUAGUGCAGGAAAAAAACUUGUUGUAAAGAAAAUUCUGAUCCUUAUUUCUUUAUUAGGCUACUGUGACAUCUGAAUUGGCCACUGCCCACUGUUGGAACAAUACUUGACCCUUCCAGAGUAAAAUAUACUCUGAAGUUUU